AUGAUCAUUGCAAUCAUUCUCCGCGCUGUUCAGUUCAUCUUCGCAGUCGUCGUCCUCGGCCUCUCCGUUGCCCUGGUCAAAGACCAAGAUAUCGGCAGCUCCCCAGCCACAAUCAACUACAACGCCUUCUGCGGCGGCUUCGGCAUGCUCGUCGCCAUCCUCGGCAUCUCCGCCAUCUGGGUCGAAGCUCUAGGUGGCCUCGUCAUGGCCGCCGUCGACGGACUCGCAAGUAUCUUUUUCCUCGCCGGAGCCCUGGCCGUCGUCAUCACCCUCCGCGGCAUCUCCUGCACCGCCAAAACCGACUCCAACUGGAACAAGAUGCUCGACAGCGCGCUGCUGAACGGCGGCUGUGUGCAUGUUAGAGGUGCGGGCACUCUCUGCGGCGCGGAUUUUGGGCAGGCGAGCCAGCGCUGCAAGAAGAAUGAGGCGGAUGCCGCGUUUGAGUUUAUGAGCUUUGCAUUGUGUGCGGGUUGUGCGGUGCUGAGUGUCUUGGCGAUGAAGCGGGGGAGUGGGACGAAGGGUGCGCUGGUUUAG
Mytilinidion resinicola is the source of this 534-nucleotide messenger RNA. RefSeq lists its product as uncharacterized. The transcript has 3 exons. Gene Ontology annotation, cellular component: eisosome; plasma membrane. The record is from RefSeq and is a predicted model, not a curated record. NCBI's taxonomy places the organism in Eukaryota, Fungi, Ascomycota, Dothideomycetes, Mytilinidiales, Mytilinidiaceae. Gene Ontology annotation, biological process: protein localization to plasma membrane; eisosome assembly. Bases 1 to 534 code for a protein of 177 amino acids.